Messenger RNA from Paramormyrops kingsleyae, 2416 nucleotides. It is a transcript of the gene tmem160, whose product is annotated as transmembrane protein 160. Lineage: Eukaryota; Metazoa; Chordata; Actinopteri; Osteoglossiformes; Mormyridae. The record is from RefSeq and is a predicted model, not a curated record.
UGUCUGUGUCGUUUGCAGUGUGAAAGGUCACGGGUCACCGGGGGUCGUGUUUUCUUUCCGAGCAGAUUAUGGCGGCCUUUAGCUGGUUUGCGUGCGGGCGGCUGUCCCGGGCUGUUUUGCAUGUGGGCCGCCGGGUCGCGCACAGUCAGCCGCCGUGCCCCCGGGCUCCCCGGCGCUGGGUGAGCGAAUCGCCCCGGGUCCGAGUCGGGGAGAAGGGUGCCCUGGGCAAAGCUCGCGCUGCGGAGCAGCCGCAUUUCACAGAGCUGGACAAGGCAGAUGCUUUGAUGCUGAGAAAGUCCCACGAAACAGGAUUCCUCUCCUGGUUUCGUAAUGGUCUACUGGCCACAGGGGUUGGUGUAAUCGCUUUUGUACAGAGUGACGUAGGCCGAGAGGCUGGAUACGCCUUUUUCAUCCUGGGCGGAGUGUGCGUGUCGUUCGGCGCUGCUUCCUACGUGGCGAACCUCUUCAGCCUGCGGCGCAUCAUGUUGCUCUCCAUGCCGGCCGUGCUGAUCAACAGCAUGGUGGUGGGAAGCAUGGGGCUGCUCUGGCUCUCCGCCGUCUCCCUCUACAUCGGCCGGCUGGAGGUGGAGAUCAUCCACGAGGAGGACGAGGAGGCGAGGCCCCCCAGGGACUGCGACGAGUGCGGGGACCGGCGGGACGAGCGCCACCCGGAGGAUAAGGGACGGGACAAGUGAACGACGGUGCUGCUUCGCGUUUAGGCAACUGCGGGGGGAGGGGGGUUGAAUUAGGGUCACUGCCGUGGAAAACAUUACAACCAGCAGAUCUUAAAUGUGAGAUUCUGGUGAGAACUAAUUUUUGGGUGUGUUUUGCGUUACAUAAGGGGUGUGUGUGUUUGUGUAGACCAUGGACAACAGAGUGGUUGUAUGCUGUCUUGGGUUUCCACUAGGUAUGACAUAUUCUGGAAACUAUGAAAAGACCAUUUACAUAAAAUAAGGUUAGUCAAAGGCUUUUGCUGUUGUUUUUUUAUUUGAAUAUAACUGAUUAUUUUUCCUCAGGUCCUAUCCAAGAUUUAAAUAGGCUAAAAGUUUCUUUUCAUUUAAUGUACAAGCUUGUGAUUGAAUUCUCUUCUUUCCAGUUCUGGUAUGUCUGCAGUAAGUCUGUUUUUUUUGGGGGGGGGUCAUCAUGAAAUCAGUGUAACCUGUGUGCAUGCUCUGGCUGUACUCUUCCACUGUCACGUCCCCUGGGCGGUUACGUUUUCAUGUGGCGUUGUGGGAGGAGCCACAGUCAUGCCCCCAGGUGACGUUACACAUGCACGUUAGUUUUAUUUCUAUUCUGAAGUUGAUUUUAUCUUAAUUUUGCCUUUUAGGUGUCUGUGUCUGUGUUUAUGCAUGAAUGAAUGAGGUUUUCUCCAUGAGUGAGGUCAGGCCAGUGUUUGCCAAACCUGUCCGCAGGGCGCACUGGAUGGAUCCACGUUUUUGUGUUCACAGUACAUCUGUAAAGUAUUUAAGAACUUCUGGGUCAGGUGUUCUGGGAACUGGAAUAAAACAAAAAUGUACAUCUGUCCAGUGUGUGCCCAUGACUGGUUUGAGCUGCCGUGAUGCGCAGUGUCGGCGGAGGUGAACCUUAUAUCCCCUGUGUCCGUUCGCAUGGGCAUUUCUCACCGUGUCGGAGUCGGAUGUCCUAUCGCACCAGGGAUUUAUCGUCAUGGUAACAAUUAUGGAUGGCACCUUUUAAAUCCAUCUGUCUUCUUGUAGAAGCAUAAAGAAAGCUGAAAAAUGACUGUACAAACACAAAAAACUAAGAUAAAUGAUGUCUCUUAUUGUUGCCUGUCACAUGCAUCCGAUUGCAUCUAUUAUUUUCUCAGCCCAUGAGGAAAAGCUGAAAUUUAAUACCUGGUGCCCAAGUCAAUAAACAUAUACAUGUUUAGAACAGAAUCAAGGAUGUAGUGAUUGGUAACUACUCAAUUCUGUGUUAAUAUUUAACCGUUAAUGAUGUUGUCACUUCAGGUUAUGAUGUUUCUUUAUUGUGAUUCGUUAAUAUGUAGUAGUUUGUAUUUUUUGUGCAUAAAUUCUUGAUAUAUUCACACCCAAAUGCUAUUUUUUUUAUAUGUCAGUCAAGACUGGUUUGUAAGUCAUUUUAUCGCAAUCUGGUGUAUGCACCUUAUGAAUAUUACUUUUUUCUUUUCCAUCAGUUACCAAGAUGACCCUUUAGGAUUAUUAAUAUGAAUUUAAUUUUAAUUUGCCUCUAUGAGACCUCAUACAAUCUAAGGUAAAUGGAUUUACCUGACGUUUCUUACUCAUGCUGGUUUGUUCUUAUACAGUGGGAGAUUGGCUGCGAGUUGAUAAAAUAUAUGUAUAUUCUGGAGCUGAGUGGUGCGAGGCUCUAAGUUAUUGCAUGUGUGUGUGUGUGUGUGUGUCCUUGACCUUUCACUGUAAAUAUAUCGCAUGAACGUGGA